UAACAUGAUCGCCAUCUUGUUGAGUGCGAGAGGAUGUCGUCAAUCCCGUUUAUUUUACUUACUUAGUGAAUAAAUUGAUACGACGAUACAGCCUACAGCCGUAGUGCGGUAACUCGCGACGUUUCGCCGAAAUGACGCAGUUUCUACCGCCGAAUUUGCUCGCGUUGUUCUCGCCGCGCGAGCCGAUUCCGUAUUUGCCACCCGCGAGCAAAUUGCCGCAUGAGAAGAAGAACGGUGGCUACGCCGGCGUCGGGUCCUUUUUGAAGUGUUUCGAGGAUCCUAAGGAUACUCCGCCACCUCUGCGUGUAGAGACGCGAGAAGAACGUCUCGAGCGUAGACGUAGAGAACGUGCGGAGCAAGUUGCGUAUAAACUUGAACAAGAAAUUGCAGUAUGGGAUCCAGCUGGAAUUUCCAAUGUUACAGCAGAUCCCUUUAAGACUCUUUUUGUAGCUCGAAUUAAUUACGACACAUCAGAAUCCAAACUGAGAAGAGAAUUUGAAGUAUAUGGACCGGUAAAAAAGAUUGUGGUAACACAUAAUACAAUUAAUGGCAAGCCUAGGGGAUAUGCUUUCAUUGAGUAUGAGCAUGAAAGAGAUAUGCACUCGUGGUGGCCGCUGCCGGCAACUAGUGCCGUUCACUAUUCCAUGCAAUCCCUGAACCUGCCUGAUAAGAUAGCUGCAUAUAAACAUGCGGAUGGUAAGAAAAUUGACGGCCGCAGAGUAUUAGUGGAUGUCGAGCGGGCGAGAACGGUGAAGGGCUGGCUGCCAAGGAGACUCGGCGGCGGCUUAGGGGGGACUCGUAGAGGUGGUCCCGAUGUCAACAUCAAGCAUUCAGGGCGGGAAGAUAACGAGAGGGAACGGGAGCGAUAUCGUUUGGAACGUGAGAGAGAAACCUCGGGACGUGGCCUGGACAGAGACAGGGAUCGCGACCGUUUGGAUAGGGAACGUCGCAGAUCGCGCGAUCGUAAGCGAAGGACUCGGAGCAGAUCGCGUGAACGCAGACGCAGGCGAAGUCGCGAUCGAUUGCCGGAUCCCGAUAUCGAAGAGAUCGAACGCCCGCGCGACAGAAGAGAUCGUGAUCGAAACGAACGCGAUCGGGAUCGCAAGAGGCGACGGUCGCGAAGCAACGAUCGCGAGCGCGAUAGGGAUCGUAAGCGGGACAAGCGGGACAGGGAUCGCGAACGCAGGGACAGAAAGGACCGCGGCGAUCGUCAGGACGAGGAUACGAAAGAGAUCCGUAUCAAAGAAGAACCGUUGGACGAUUAUCCAGACUACAGCAAUACAUUUGCGACGUCCGGUUCAUACUUCACCGCGGUCAAGUACGAAGAUGAUAACGAUCAGGAAGUGGAGGAGAAAUACCGGAUUCCAGAGGGUCGUCCCGAUCCACCUCCGUAUAACAAUUACGAUUCCGUACAAGAUUAUUGAUCUCGACCAGUGCAUAUUUCUAUCGUAUCCCUUUUUUCACAGUAAGCCACCAUCGCUUUAUUUUAUCGUUGCAUUGUCUCUACUGCUAGCACAAUACUGGCGAAUUAGUUCUUUCAAGAGCGAAUCAAGUAUUGAACGCUCUUCAAUUAUAUAAAGUAUUUGGUCAACUGCUAUGAAUGUCGCAAAAGAAUUACAUAUGUUCUGUAAAGUGUUUAAUUUCUAUAGAACUUCCGAAAUAAAUAAAAAACGAAAUAAUUUAUAUUAAAUAGUAGAAAAAAUACGAAUUUACAUUUAGUAAAUUUAAAUUUUGACAUAAAAAAAUCGUUGAAAAAAAUUUGAAUAUAUUACUGCAUAGCAAUAUGCAUCGCAUGAUAUAAAAAAUAACUGGUAAAUAAUGUACAAAUCGCUUUAUCGUCUCUAAAAAGUGAAUGACAUUGAUUGAACUAUUAUAGGGAAAUCACGAGAAUGAAUUAUAUAUAUAGAUGCAAUCAUUUAUGCAGAUUUAAAGUACUCUCUGUCUUUCUUUCUUUCUCUUUUUCUUCCUAUCAUUGAUAAGAUUGUAUUCACAAAAAUCUUUGACAUUCUUUUUAAUGAAUUAAAGAAUAAUUAAUAGAUUGUAGCAGAUCAUGCGAAGCCUCGCGGUAUCAAAAGCACGAACUCAUAAUUGAUUGAAUACUACGGUGUUCAACAAAACAUGUAAUUUAAGUAUCGGUCGUCUAACAUGUAUACGUAACCGCCGCGCGCGCAAAACACAAAAAACUUAUGACUGCUACAUGUAUAUUUAUAUGUCGAGUAAAAUAAAAUAUGAAAUUAACUUGUUACACGA
Molecule: messenger RNA, 2250 nt
Organism: Temnothorax curvispinosus
Lineage: Eukaryota; Metazoa; Arthropoda; Insecta; Hymenoptera; Formicidae
Gene: snRNP-U1-70K
Product: U1 small nuclear ribonucleoprotein 70 kDa-like
Biological process (GO): mRNA splicing, via spliceosome
Cellular component (GO): precatalytic spliceosome; U2-type prespliceosome; U1 snRNP
Molecular function (GO): U1 snRNA binding; mRNA binding
Source: RefSeq, a predicted model, not a curated record